GUCUUGCGUCCAGCCGCCAUUCUCGAGGCUGUGCACCCGGCCCAGCGUUUCCUGUGGGCGUUUCCUCUUCUUCACUCCAGGACACCUCGCCGGAAGCGGGGUUGAAGUCUUUGAAGCACAGUCCUGUGUGCAGUGUGACACAAGAUGGAAGUGUGUCAGGAACUGCGGAAACCAGCGAUAAGCCUGGAGUGUGGCCACUGCAGUUUCCGGGGCACCGAUUAUGAGAACGUGCAGAUCCACAUGGGCACCAUUCAUCCUGAGUUCUGUGACGACAUGGAUGCUGGAGGCCUGGGCAAGCUCAUCUUUUACCAGAAGAGUGCCAAGCUCUUCCACUGCCAUAAGUGCUUCUUCACGAGCAAGAUGUACUCCACUGUGUACUACCACAUCACAGCCAAACACGCAGCCGCAGACAAGUGGGCUGACCAGCCGAAAGAGCAGCUGAGCAAAGAGACGGAGUCUGGGAAGAGCCCGCCCCUUCCUGAACCUCAGAACACAGGCUUUGACCCAGCAGAAGUGAGGCCCACUCCAACCCUCCCCAUAGAAACACAGAAAACUAGUCCGAGUUUGUCUCCAGAAUCACAAGCAUCUGUUCCUCCAGUUCUAGAGCCUCAGAGCUCUGGUCCUGUUGUUUCACCGGAGCCACAAGGCCCUUGUCUUCCUGCUGAGGCCUCAAAAAGUGCUCCUGUUUCUUCCCCUGAGUGUCUAGACCCACCCUGUGAGCUUCCUGAGCUGGAAAAGCCUGAGCAAGUCCCUUCUCCUGAGUCAGUAAAAUCUGCUCUUGUCAGCUCCAAACCCCAGAAGCACUCUCCCUUUGCAGAUACAGGGGCUCCCCCUUCAGCCUUGUCUCCAGAGUCACCAGUUCUAGCCACUUCCCCUGAACCUUGGGGGCCAUCCCUCAGUGCAUCUCCAGAGUCUCGGAAGCCAGCGAGGACUGCCUCACCUGAGCCAAGGAAGCCAUCCCCAUCAGAGUCUCCUGAGCUUUGGAAGCCAUUCCCUGCCAUCACUUCAGAGCCACGGAGACCAACCCCAGCAGUAUCACCAGGUUCCUGGAAGCCAGGGCCACCUGCUUCUCCUAGGCCUUGGAAAUCCAGUCCUUCAGCAACAUCAGGACCGUGGAAGUCAUCUAAGCCUGCUCCACCUCUGUCUCCUGGACCUUGGAAACCAAUACCUUCGGUAUCACCUGGGCCUUGGAAACCUGCUCCAUCUAUGUCCACUGCAUCCUGGAAGUCUUCAGUCUCAUCUGCUUCCUGGAAAACACCACCCACAUCUCCAGAGUCAUGGAAGUCUGGUCCACCUGAACUCCGAAAGACAGCCCUUCCCUUGUCGCCUGAUCAUUGGAAGGCCGUGCCCCCUGUGUCUCCUGAGCUCCGCAGACCAGGCCCACCACUCUCCCCAGAGAUCCGAAGUCCAGCAGGUUCUCCAGAGCUCAGGAAGCCUUCAGGGUCACCAGAGCUUUGGAAGCUUUCUCCUGACCAGCGCAAAACUUCUCCUGCUCCUCUUGAUUUCCCUGAGCCCCAGAAAAGUUCUUGUGGUAGUUCUGAUCUCUGGAAGUCUUCCUUCAUUCUGGAGUCUCAGAAACCUAAUGUCUUCUCUGAGACGAGGAAACAUGCUGCUUCUGGCUCGUCUGAGUCACCGAAGGUAGCCUCAGACAUAUGGAAACCUGUCCUGUCUAUUGAUGCUGAGCCUAGGAAGUCCACACUGUUUCCUGAGCCCACCAAGACAGUUCUUCCUGCUUCUCCCGAGCCUCGGAAACGUGCACUUUUCCCAGAGUCCCGGAAGCAUGUCCUUUUACCUGAGCUUCCCAAAUCGGCUGUGUUCUCGGAGGCCCAGAAGGCCACUGAGCUUAGUGAGGAGAUACAACUUGAAGCUGUCGAAGAUGCAAAAUGUGAUAGUCUGGUCCAGGAAGGACUUCUGGCUACACCCAAGAAACUGUUAGAUGACGCUUUAUUCCCUUCUUCAAAGAAGCUCAAGAAGGACAGCCAGGAGAGCUCAGACGCUGAGCUCAGUAGCAGUGAGUACAUCAGAACAGAUUUAGACACCUUGGACAUGAAGGGCCAGGAGUCAAGCAGCGACCAGGAGCAGGUGGAUGUGGAAUCUAUUGAUUUUAGCAAAGAGAACAAAAUGGAGAUGGGUAGUGCAGAGCAGGCCAAAAAUGUCCUUCAGUUCACCGAGGAGAAGGAGGCCUUCAUCUCUGAGGAGGAGAUCGCAAAGUACAUGAAGCGUGGAAAAGGGAAAUAUUACUGUAAAAUCUGUUGCUGUCGGGCCAUGAAGAAAGGCGCUGUCUUGCACCACUUGGUUAAUAAGCACAAUGUCCACAGCCCAUACAAGUGCACAAUCUGUGGAAAAGCAUUUCUUUUGGAGUCUCUCCUUAAAAAUCACGUAGCAGCCCAUGGGCAGAGUUUACUCAAAUGUCCACGCUGUAAUUUUGAAUCAAAUUUCCCAAGAGGCUUUAAGAAACAUUUAACUCACUGUCAGAUCCGGCAUAAUGAAGAGGCAAAUAAGAAGCUAAUGGAAGCUCUGGAGUCGCCCUUGGAGGAGCCACAGAUUUAAUUUUCAAACAUUGCCCCUUGCUCUACAGUGUUGCUUGCCAAACUCUUAGGUUGUUGAGUAGCCUGGAUGGAUCAGUAGCCAGUGUGUGUGUAGUGAGUGUGUCCUGUUUGUCUAAGUAGUGGUACAAAGAAGAAGUACUUGAUUAUUUUUUCAUAUGAUCUUUUGUUUAUGUGGCUGGCUAUUUUAUAAGUGAAUACAUUUCUGUUAUAGAUUCCAGAUGGAUAUGACUCAUUUUCCUUAAGCAUAUUUUAGUCAUAAUACAAGAGUGGGGGAAAGCAGGCAGGCCGUUUAGCAAACAAGGAAGUUUAAACCUAAUCAGAGCCUUUCUCCUCCACCCUGUGUGUGUGUGUGUGUGUGUGUGUGUGUGUGUGUGUGUGUGUGUGUCAGAUUUCAGAACAUAGAAAUUAUUAGAUGAGGCUCAGUGGUGGAGCCGGAGCCUCGCCUAGCAUGUUUUUGCAUACUUUCAGUCCCAGGGUUCCAUCCCCUGUACCUUUGAAAAAAAAAAAAAAAAAAGGAAUGUAUGAGAAUUGAGCAUGAAAAGUAAAAUUGAGAAAAGUUUUGUUAAAUGUGCUUUCGAACCAUGUCUUAUAUCUUAUUUUUUCAUGUCAAAUUAGUUUAUAAAUCUUGACUAUUUUCUUGUGUUCAUUAAUGUUUAUGUUAUAGAGCAGCGGUUCUCAACCUGCGGGGGAAAUGACCCUUUCACAGAAAGCACAGAUAUUUACAUUAUGAUGAUAGCAAAGUUAGUUAUGAAUCAGCAACAAAAAUAAUUUUAUGAGCUGGGUGGUGGUGGCACACGCCUUUAAUCCCGGCACUUGGGAGGCAGA
Molecule: messenger RNA, 3374 nt
Organism: Grammomys surdaster
Lineage: Eukaryota; Metazoa; Chordata; Mammalia; Rodentia; Muridae
Gene: Champ1
Product: chromosome alignment maintaining phosphoprotein 1
Exons: 2
Coding region: 145-2550 (801 amino acids)
Biological process (GO): protein localization to kinetochore; sister chromatid biorientation; protein localization to microtubule
Cellular component (GO): nucleoplasm; spindle
Source: RefSeq, a predicted model, not a curated record